This is a messenger RNA of Dipodomys spectabilis (banner-tailed kangaroo rat), 2601 nucleotides long. RefSeq names its product tight junction associated protein 1 (gene Tjap1). The transcript is spliced from 11 exons. Gene Ontology annotation, cellular component: trans-Golgi network. Gene Ontology annotation, biological process: Golgi organization. Lineage: Eukaryota; Metazoa; Chordata; Mammalia; Rodentia; Heteromyidae. Bases 461 to 2104 code for a protein of 547 amino acids. The record is from RefSeq and is a predicted model, not a curated record.
GCAAGAUGGCGGCGUGAAGGCAGCUGGCGGCGGCGGAAAGUUUGUUGUGGGGUUGGAGUAUUCGGGCGGCGGAGGCUAGAGUUGAGGAGAACCGUGGGGUUGAGGCGAGGACCGAAGAUUCAAGGGCCCCUGGGACUGGAAGAAAUCAGUGUCUGCUUGGAAAGAGGAAGAGAUAUCAGGCUUGCCCCAGCUCAACCCCAGAGCGGCUCCAGAGCUGGGCUGCUCAAAAACCAAGCUGUCUGUUUGUAUGGAGUGCCUGGAAGGUGUCUGCCAUGAGUCUGUCGCUAACCGCACUAACCAGGAGAGCUGGCUGGUUGGGGAGAAGUCAUUAACUCUGAGCCUUUGGCUGGAGGAAGUGGAGGGGCUGUGGGAUGUGGAGAGCCAAGGGCUGACUCCUGGACAGCGGAACAGAGAGAGCUGCUGACAAACAGACGGUGGAGGAGCCUGCCACCCUCCCAGAAUGACCACUGCAGCCCCUGCUAAGAAACCCUAUCGUAAGGCACCACCGGAGCAUCGGGAGCUGCGGCUGGAAAUUCCUGCGUCUCGGCCUGAGCAGGAGCCCCUGACGGACGCAGAGAGGAUGAAGCUCUUGCAGCAGGAGAAUGAAGAGCUUCGCCGCCGCCUGGCCUCAGCCACCAGACGCACUGAGGCCCUGGAGCGGGAGCUGGAGAUCGGGCAAGACUGCCUAGAGCUGCAGCUAGGCCAGAGCCGUGAGGAGCUGGACAAGUUUAAGGACAAGUUCCGCAGGCUGCAGAACAGCUACACUGCUUCCCAGAGGACCAACCAGGAGCUGGAGGACAAGCUGCACGCACUGAUCAAGAAGGCUGAGGUGGACAGGAAGACACUGGACUGGGAGAUCGUGGAGCUGACCAACAAGCUGCUGGAUGCCAAGAACACCAUCAACAGGCUGGAAGAGCUCAAUGAGCGGUACCGGCUGGACUGCAACCUGGCCGUGCAGCUCCUCAAGUGCAACAAGUCCCACUUCCGGAACCACAAGCUUGCCGACCUGCCCUGUGAGCUCCAGGACAUGGUUCGGAAACAUCUGCACAGUGGUCACGAGGCUGCCAGCUUGGACUCCGCUCCCAGUCUGGCCCCAGGGGCUGUGGUGCCCACUUCAGUCAUUGCCCGGGUGUUGGAGAAGCCGGAGUCUCUGCUGCUUAAUUCGGCCCAGUCAGGCAGUGCUGGGCGCCCCUUGGCUGAGGACGUGUUCGUGCACGUGGACAUGAGCGGCGGGAUUCCGGGGGACCCAGCUAGUCCUCCAGCCCCAGGCAGCCCCCAUCCCCAGCCCAAUGGGGAAUGCCAAGCUCUGGGGACUGCGGGCGGCUUCCCGGAGGAGGAGCUGCCCCUGCCAGCCUUUGAAAAGCUGAGUCCCUAUCCUACCCCGCCCCCGCCACAUCCUCUGUAUCCGGGUCGCAGGGUCAUCGAGUUCUCCGAGGAGAAGGUCCACAUCCCUCGCAACAGCCCCUUGCCCAACUGUACUUACGCCACCCGCCAGGCCAUCUCCCUGAGCCUGGUGGAGGAGGGCAGCGGCACCCGCCCCAGCCCGGGGCCCAGCAGUCCUGCCUCCGCCGGGGCUUCACCCCACCACCAGCCCAGCCCUGCCCCGCCGCCGCUCAGCACCCCCGCCAGCUCCGCCAGCUCGGAGGAGGACCUGCUGGCCAGCUGGCAGCGCGCUUUUGUGGACCGCGCGCCGCCUCCGGCCGCUGUGGGCCAGCGCACAGCCUUUGGGCGGGACGCACUCCCUGAGCUGCAGCGCCAUUUUGCCCUCAGCCCCACGGACAGAGACCAGGUGAUCCUAGUGCCUUCUCCACCUGAGGAUCGCGGACUUCUGCCGCCCACAGAACCUGACGCCGGGUUUGCCAGGGAAGAGGAGGAGGAGGAGGAGCUGAACCUACCCAUCAGCCCUGAGGAAGAGCGCCAGAGCCUGCUGCCCGGCGACAGGGGCAGCGAGGAGGGGCCCCCUGCUUCCCACGCGGAGGCCAGGGCCUGGCCACUCCCCACUUCCACUCGCCCCCAGCGCAGCCCCAAGAGAAUGGGGGUGCACCACCUACACCGCAAGGACAGCCUGACCCAGGCCCAGGAGCAGGGCACCCUGCUGGGGUAGGCCUGCUUGCCUUCCUGUCCAGGCCUUGACUUCCCCGCUGCCCCACCCCGCUCUGUCCCACGAACUGGAGGGGCCCAGCGGGUCUUCCAGCGGCACCCACACGGGCUGGCACCGCUUGCCCACCUGCGAGUUUUCCCUUUCCUCUUGGAGUAUUUCUCCUCCAAAGGUAACUGGCAGCGGGGGCUCGGGCUGGGGCCGUGGUGGGGCCAUGGGGCUCAUCAGUGUUCACUGCUUCUUCCCUUGUUCCUGAGCUCUGCCGGGUUCUCACCUCACCCGCCACUUUCCCUCUGUGUGCUGCUGCUGGCCUCAGGGAAGAGGGAGUGAGUGACCGACUGGACUCAGGGCUCCCCGCAGCUCUUUGCCCUCCCUCUAGAAGAGAGGGUGGGCUGUGGGGGCUUCAAGUUGGGCUCUGGGUGAGGCCUGACUCCCUCCCCCCCCUUUUUUCUGUCAGUCCUGGGGCUUGAACUCUGGGCCUGGGUGCUGUCCCUCAGCUCUUC